Messenger RNA from Musa acuminata AAA Group (dessert banana), 4753 nucleotides. Its product is annotated as putative clathrin assembly protein At1g33340. The transcript has 2 exons. Gene Ontology annotation, cellular component: clathrin-coated vesicle; clathrin-coated pit. Gene Ontology annotation, biological process: clathrin-dependent endocytosis; clathrin coat assembly; vesicle budding from membrane. Gene Ontology annotation, molecular function: clathrin heavy chain binding; 1-phosphatidylinositol binding; phosphatidylinositol-4,5-bisphosphate binding. The coding region runs from base 3530 to 4513 and encodes 327 amino acids. The record is from RefSeq and is a predicted model, not a curated record. Lineage: Eukaryota; Viridiplantae; Streptophyta; Magnoliopsida; Zingiberales; Musaceae.
CCCAAGCCUCCGCGCACCGGAGGGCGUCUCCCCCCUCCCGUUCUGGCCGAAACCCUAGCCCCAACCAGCAAGUCGUCGUCUCCGCCGGUAGCCGCCGCCGUUAGAUCGUUGGUAUCAACAUAAUGACAGCUGGUGAUUCUGCACACACUGGUGGAGGCAGAAACACCACCAACUGCGAUCGUGAAAAUGGAUUUGUUAGCACAUCUCCAAAGGGCGACUUGUAGCAUUGCAAACAUCUGCAUGAUUAGAUGAGGAAACUCUGUCUCGACAUCAAUGCCAACAACAUCAUCCAAGUCUUUUUCACAAUGAGUACAUGAUCGAACAGAGAGCCAAGCUGAAAUCAUCAAGAUUCGUAGAAGGUUUUCCACACUUUAUUUAACAUUCAGAUGUGAGUUUAAUUUCAGCAGUUUCUAAUUCUUUCUGGCUUCUCUUAGGCAUUCAAGAUUUGUAGAAGGUUUAAUGUGUACCGACCUUAACCUCGAAAGUUUCUUGUCACUAAAAGUUAGAAUUCAGUGAGGGGUUUUAGCUAACACUCACACAAAGUAGAUUUUGUAGCUGGAUCUGGAUGGAACAGCAACGAUGAGAAUGGUGGUUAAUUCUGAUUUCUAUGUUGAUGAAGGUUUGAUAGCUUAUAGUGCAGUUGCAUUAUGGAUAUAUGACAAAUCAAAUUGUGAAAAGUGGCAUUUGAAGACAGAAACUGCUGCUCAAUAAUGCAACAAAUGUUAAACAAAAAAAAUAUAUAUAUUAAGUUGCAUGAUGGGAAGUGAUAACAGAUGAUUCUUGACGAUGAACAGGCCCACAUGUGAUUCUUAAUUCAACAUACUUCAAAUGGAUUGUAAUAAAAUGACCAGUACAGUCACAAUCAUAAAAGAUUUGAGAACCAGGAAGGAGGAUGAUUCAUAAGCUGCAUAAAAUAGAUCUCAUGUGCAGUUAAGAGCAAAAGAGAAAGAAGCAUAGAAGUCGCUUGGUGGUUUCUAUAUGGUUUGAAUCAGAUGCUUGGCAAAGUGGCAUCAGAAGUGGAGUAUCAUGCCCUUAAGAAACUAGCUGCGUUUCAUGCAGGCAGGCCUGUGGAUAGACUUGGGGAUCAAACAAUGCCUCUCAUCCUUUGGCACCAUGUAUUAUUUAUUAAGAUGGUGAUGGAGAAGGUAUCAGAUCAAGUGUUCUCAUAGAAGAUGUCAAAAGGGUGCAGAAUGACAAUGAUGCUUCAUUCCAGCCCACAGCAGCCAAAGAUGGAUGAGAAGUUGUACCAAAUAGAAAGUAUAAUCUUUAGGUCACAUCAGUCACAUAUAUUUUCUCUGAAUCCCCAUGAGAAUGUUCCUGCAGCACUAGAUAUGACUUCUGAAUGCAUGCCAUCCAUCAAAAGAGCAUGGGAGAGGCUUUGCGAGCUCCUUUACAGGGGUGCAGAGCCCACUACCUAAAGCAUUCAGCUGAAAGCAUAGAAACUGAUACACCUUCGAUCUUCCAUAACAUUCAUGGCAGGUUAAAGCUGUUAAAAGGUGCUUUAGGGAGGAUAUGACACUGACUCAAAUCCUCUUAGUUUAAGUGGGGAUGGGUAGAUAAGCAGCAUUUAUGGUGAUCCAUGGCAUAUGCAUAGUAAUAGAUAGGCCAAUUAUUUGCUACAGAAGUAGAAGAAGGAACUUCUGAUUUCUUUCUGCUGUUCCAGAUUUAAGCCAUUCAAGUUUAUUGGAUUCAUAUAGCAUGAUCAUUGCCCUCCAGUUAAAUUCAUUAGAUAAUGAUGUGGAGAUUCAUAAAAUCAAUGGCUAAGCAUGUGAGAGAGAAAGAGAGUUGAAGUACAGGAUUAAAGAACAAAACAGAGGAAGAAAAAGUGAGGGAUUUGGAAAAACCUAAGCAAGGAGAGAAGAACAUGGAUCACCACCUGCACUGCAUCUUUGUAAUUGUAGUGGUUGUUUGUUGAUGUGAUCUGAAGCAGACAAGCCAUCAAGAAAAUUUGGGUCUGAAUGGGCUGACACCAAAAGAGAGUGUGUUUGUCAACAUAAGAUUAAAGAAAGCAAACAUUAUCAUCUAUGCUGACUAGCUGAUGGAACACUCAACCAACACAAGCAGAUGGGAUGUGCCCACCAGUGACUGUGCUAUUUGUGGUUUACAACGUAUAUGGCACAUUGUAUGUUCAUGAAAUCCACUUACUCUGUUCUUUUAUUUGACAUAUGGUGGUACUUCUAAAGCUUCCAUGUAGGGUGCAAAGCCUCACAUGCAUCCACAGAUGCUCUUGUCCUGUGAUCCUACACAAGCAGAUGGAGAUGUUAGUGUAAAAUAUGGGGGAAGACCAGCAUAAAUCUAGCUUUUGCCAAUAUGCAGGGCUGUGAAAUCAGUAAGUCAAAAUAGUUCCUAGAGUACACAAGCAGCUAAAGAUGAUGGUGCAAAAUAUGGGAAAGGCCAGCAUAAAUCCAGCCCUUGCCAAUGUGCAGGCAUGUGAGAUCAAUAAAGUCAAAGUAGUCCAAAGAGUCUGAUUGGCAGUGGAAGAAACUUUGUGCCUGAGAAAGCCCCUUCUCCUAACUUUCCACCAUCCAGGUCAAUGUCUGAAUUGAAUCAAUAAGGAAAUGAAACACACAGAUUUGAGCAAGAAGAAGAAAUACCCAAGGAAGCUUACAAAAAAUAGAACUUGCUGAAAAAGUUACAAUUUGUUUUCUAGGUCUCAAUCUAUGACAAUCUAUUUGUAGUCUAUUGUUCCACUGGCAAGAAUCAUCUGUUAUCACUUUCCAUCCUGCAACUUGAUGUACUAUUCUGUUUGUGUAGUACUGAUUGCAACAUUGAAUAUUAGGCAGUCAGUUUUCCCUGUUCGACUGCCACUUUUCACAUCUUGAUUUGUCCUGCUAUCAUUUGCUAUUUCACUAAGCUAAACCCACCUUCACUGAGCUCAAACUUUUAGUGGCAAGAAAUGGUUUGAGGUUAAGGCCAAUACACACCUGUCGUAAAAGUUCACAGCAAGCAUCAGGAGAUGGACAUUGAAGUAUCUUCUCACUAGGUAGGACAUGUCAACCUGAUGCUCUCCAUUCAUGCUAAUGACACCCAUUAUUUCCACACCAAAAUGCCUCAUCUGCCUAUUUCUGUGCCAGUAAACAAGGUCAAGUUGCCCUUCAUCCCCCACAUAUCUUCUUGCAUGCUUUCUGAUGUUGAUGAGAGAAUAAUCCAUGGACAGAGACAAAGGAAUUCCCUGUAGUCCAACCACCAAUAGGGGAAGCUUUUUGUGCAUGGGGGAAUCCUGUUCCUGGAGAUGGGAUUCCCCCACCAUGGCCGCAAAGGGUUGACCUUGGAUUGUAAAUCCACAGCAGCAAAGUUUGAUCUUUUCUGCUCACCAUCUUUUUCUGACUCUGUAGGAAUCGAAGAAUUCCUGACCCAGAGAUGACAUGAAUGCUUGCAUCUAUAUAGCCCUCAUGCAGUCCCUCCCCUGACCCACUUCCUCUCCUUUGCCCCUACAGAUCCGUAGAGCUCCUAGGCUGCCCUCUCUCCACUGUUCAUGCAUGUAUAAAUCCCAUGCAACCUCACGCCAUCUCCUGGACUCCAAAAGGACAUGCUCGUGACGGCGAAGAGCAAGCUUUGGGCAGCUCUGGGCUCGUCCAAAGCCCGCCAUGGCGGCAGGAAGAAGAAGCUCCUCGUCCGGAUACAGGUCGCCGUGGCGAAGUGCACCGGCCACGGCGACGUGCCCAUCGAGGACAGGUACGUGGACGAGAUCCUCUUCCUCGUCUCCAACGCUCCUGUUUCCGCUGCCUUCCUCUCGAGGAGGAUUUCGGCGCGGCUGGCGGCCACACGAGACCCGGUGGUGGCCCUGAAGACCCUCCUGCUUCUCCACCGCCUCCUCCGGGGAGGCGACCGCCGAUUCGAGCGGGACAUAGGCACCCUGUGGUCGUCGGGAGAGCUCGAGAUGGAUCUGUCAUGGUGCUCUCACUCUUUUCUCGUUAGCUACUCCUCGUUUCUGGGAGACAGGAUGGGUUGGAUCAUAAACCACGCCGGUAUGCUGGAGCCAAUUGGGGCACCGCAAUCGCACGAGGAAGAGGAAGCUGAAUCGAUCCUGCACAUGAUAUCGAGAUGCCAAGUGUUUCUCGAUCGGGCUAUGGAUUGCCUGCCGCAUGAGGAGACGCCAUGGCCAAGCCAGGUGAUGCAGUCAGCACUCGACAUCAUCCUGAGAGAAAGCUUUCGUGUUUAUCGCAGCUUCUGUGAUGGGCUAGCAAUACUUGGGAAAUCUUCAGGAGUUCUCGGCAUCCUAAAAGAGGCAUGCAUCCAAACCCCCAGACUUCACGAGUUCUACGAGAAUUGCAAGAGAAGAAACCUUGGGAAGAUCUUAGACUUCCCGUCCGUUCGAAUCGUCACCAUAGACCAAGUAUCAUCCAUGCGGCAGCAUCAGAAUGAGGUCCAGGAAAACAAUGUGGAAGAAAGCGAAGCAUCAAGAAGUAGGUUUUUGUGGAAGCUGGAGACGAAGAUAAGCCAAGUAUGGGUUGCAUUCGAUGAGGAAGAUUCGACGACUUGUGUCAGCUCUGCCGGUGAGAGUCGUGGUUAGGUGGUGCCAAACAUUGACAUGAUGAAUGGGUUUGGAUGGUGAUUCUUCGGAGUUGCGGAGACUGUAUUCAUAGGACUUGCUUGUUUUGCUUUUGCUUGUUCUUUCUUAUGGUAUCUUGUCUUCCUGAUGUGGAGGAGGGGAUUUUUCUACCAUAAUACUACCAAUAAUCUUUCAAUCAUAUCAAGCACUAUUUAGAUAUGUUUUAAGUUUAGUUUCAUCUGUCAAAAGCUGUAUUUACUG